AGUAUACAAGAAGUGACAUAAACUGCUUUGACAAGUGGUCUCAACUUUCUUAUGGAAACUUUCAGUCAGGUACAGUAAAUCAACGGAAAGGUUAUCUGGUAUACCAACUUGUAAAAUUGACGGAACACUGAAGUAUGUCUUCGCCAAAAAAAGAAGUGCCAAAUGAACGUCAAAGAAUGUCUAGCACGGCUAGUUAUUUCGAUGAAACAAAAACAGCAAGGGCAAAAGAGUUCGUCAGGAGUCAUUCGGAAUCGAACUUUGCAACGUCUCAAGGAAUAGAAAUAGACGAUACUAUUUUCGAGGAAUGUCGACAGACUAGUAGUCGAAUAAAAAAGCUGUCUCGACGAAGUCGCCGGAGAACAACGACGAAAAAAGCGCCAAAAAAGAACGUGGACGAUAUUCAGGACGUGUUUACCAUGUUUGAAGUAUUUAAACUUCUCCAUAUUAAACAUGAUCCACAAAAGUGCGACCUUAUAGAAAUGAAAAAAACUGCAAAAAAGGAGAUAGAAGAACAAAGUUCAGGAAGCGGGAAAUAUUCCAAUGGAACAACGGGAUUCGAGGUGAUAGCGAAGGCUAAAGACGAAGAUUUGUUGAAAAGAGAAAAGCUGGGGGAAUUUUAUUUGAAGAUUGAUAAUUGCAUCAAACAAUUGGACAAAUGCGCGAUUGAGGUUCUAAACACCUAUUAUGGCGAUCAUGGCGUGUUAAAUGUUUUAGACAAACAAACAGAACGCUUGGCGAAACUAGAGUAUAAAGUUCUUAUUGCAGGCGAAAGUAGCGCCGGGAAAAGCAGUUUAUUAAAUCUUAUUCUUGGCGAAGAGCUUCUUCCACACCAUGUUCUCAAUACCACUUCCACAAUAUGCGAGUUAAAGUUUGGAAAAGAACGAAAACUUGUCGUUCACUAUAACUACGACGAGGAACGAAAGAUUCAGCCGGAACCUGUUGUUUAUACCCUGGAUAAAAAAGAAAAUUGUCAAGAGCAAAUUGCUCGAUUUGUGCGCUUGGAGGAUUCGAGAGCACGAGAAAAGGCUUCCUGCUAUGCUAAAGUUGAAAUCUUUUGGCCACAUGAAUUACUUGAGGAAGGAGUGGUUAUCAUUGAUAGUCCAGGGCUCGGUGAAUCUGAUGAAAUGGACGAAGUUCUUAUGAAUUAUCUUCCAAAUGCUCUUGCAUUUAUUUAUGUGCUUGAUAUGUCCCGUGCUGGGGGGAUACAAAAAGAUAUGAAGGAAAAGCUAAUGGGCAUCUUAAGAAAGGCAGGUUCUGAUGCUGGGGUUGCCAGCCUUCGCCAUUUAGCUGAAUGUUCCCUCUUCGUUUGCAAUAAAUGGGAUCAAGUGAAAGAGAGUGAAAGGGAAGCAGUGAAGAAAUAUGUCUCAACAAAGCUGAGCGAGUGCUGGAGAGAUGCAAGUUCGAAUCAUCAAAUUGUUUACAUGUCAGUAACGGAAGCCAUCAAAGUACAGGAAUAUGGCGGAGUCACAGAGGAGUUCAAUCUUUUGCUUAAACAGAUUAAGACGAUGGUAUUAAAGGCAAUAAAUAUAAGACUAUACAAUCAUUGGCAGUGGUUGCAUGCAGUGCUGCAACAUAUUUAUAGAGUAACGUAUUUCUUCAACCAAGAGAUACAAUCAACUCACCAAACAACUCGUGAAAGGAUGAGUUCAAUUGAAAAACGCAUCGAAAUCAUCGAAAAGCAAGAAGAAAGUGUGAGGAAGAACAUGGAAGCAAGACUGGAAUAUCAGACCAAAGUUCUCCACGCCAAACUAAAAGAGCAUAUUCAAUCGCCAGGAUUCAAAACGAAGUUCUGCAAUUGGAACGACUGUUCACCUCCGCCGAAUGAAAUAAAUUGGGAAACAACAAAAAGCAACAUUACAAAAGCAAUUGAUUACCGAUUUAAAGAAUUGCUCAUCCAAUGGGAAAAUGACAAUCAAGUGUACUCGGAAACUCACAGGCAGCUUCUGGACGAAUUUCGUACAAGGCUGAAUCUCUUAGAAGAAGAGCUUCAAAAUAUUGACAAAGCGAUUCAUGGUGAAAGUCAAGUUGAUAAGAAUAAAAGUAAAAUUUCGACAACAACUAAAGUUCUUUUUGGUGCAACGAGCCCUCUUUGGAUUCCGUUCGGCGUGGCGGGUUUGAUAAUCGGUAUGCCUGUUUUUGGAGCAAUGGUUAUGAAACGUAAAGUUAGUCAAAAAAGAAAGCUUGAGAAUUACCAAGACAAUCCUCGUGAUUACCUUGAAAAACAAUCUCAAAAAUAUCUACAGCGACUAACAAAAGAAUUCGUUUUAAAAUAUGCCCAACGACAGAUGGAGAACACCAGAAUAGUGCUAUCAAAAUAUGGGGAUCAAAUUCCAAUCCUGAUAGAGGCCGAUCGAAAAAUGGUGAAACAAUUAACGAAUGAAACCCGAAGCCAGGACGAAGUAUUGAAAUUGUAUGUUCCAGUCCAAAAGAGCUGUGUCGAAAUACAAAAAGAUAUCAUACCGUUGGGUAUCGAGCUAUUUCCAGCGUCAGUAAAUCCAAGGGAUCUUGAAUGGAAGAAAGACGGCGAAGAAGACAGCCUGGGAGAAGGGGAGUUUUCCAUUGUGUACCAAGGAAAGAUAACGAACCCUGGAGGAAACAAAUCGCAGAUUUCUGAAAUAAACGUGGCGGUGAAAGUAUUCAAGCAUCCAUUUGAUGACCCAAAUUCAAGAUUAUUUCUGAACGAAGAGGUAAAAAUUAGAGAUUUGAAUCAUAAAAACGUUACCAAGUAUUUUGGCUCGGCCAGAAUGAGCAUCUGUCUUUCAUCCAAAAAGUACAGGUUCAUUUUCGUUAUGAAAUCCUGCCGAGAAAACCUCAGAAGUGUAAUUUUCAGAAACCGAAAUCUGACACCAGCGAAAUCCGAAAACACCAAACUGGCAAUUGGUAAAUUCUUUAACUGGGCGAUGGACAUAGCGGAUGGUUUAAAUUACAUUCACGAGAGAGGACUUAUUCACAGACAUCUCAAGCUGGAAAAUAUUUUGGAAGAUGAGGAUGGGACAGCGAUGAUAUCCGAUGUUGGGAUUGUGGGUCAAUUUGUAGAAACAGAGAAAAGCAUAAUAUAUCUUGCACCAGAAGUACUCGAGAACCUCGCGAAUCGUACGAAAGAGGCGGAUAUGUAUAGUUAUGGCCUUGUGUUGUGGGAGAUGUGGUAUGGUACCCAAGCGUUCACAGAACUCAUGCCCAUCGACCGAGCCGCAUUCAAAAAAAAGAUAGCUGAUAAUUAUCGCCCAAAGAUGAACAAGACAACCAUCAACAUUCCAAUAGUUCAAGCUAUAAUGACCUUGUGUUGGGCGACCAAGGUAAAGGACAGGUAUUCCGCCAGAGAGUGCUAUGACAAAUUUGAGAACAUAAAGAACGGUAUUGAAGACACCGCGAUGUAACCUUUUGUGCUGGAGAAUCUGCACAAAUUAUUGUGAUUUUAUAGAGGACGCAUGUUACAAAUUUAAAAAGGAAACAUUCUUAACGUUAUAAUCGUUGUCUUAUGAUCAUGUGCUGUCCAGUGGCGGAUCCAGCUUUAGAUAAAAUAAAUUAUUGCAGGCACAAUUUUAUAGUCAAAGUACGGCCUAUUAAUAAAUAGAUGCAAUUGGCUAUGAACUUCUAAAGAACUGAAAUUUACGAAUACAUUGCAUGGGAUUUACUCUAAAGGCUUUUUGUUAAUAUAUCAAUUUGUUAGGUGUUAUAACCUAUUUUGACUAUACCCUACCCCCAUAAUCCACUGAUGUUGUUUUAAAAUCUUAUAAUCGUCUGUUAAUCUGUUAAUCAUAUAGUAUUGUUUGUGGAAGCAUAAACCGUUAUAAUACAUAAUUUUUAUUUUAUUCUUUUAUAAUAAGAAUAACAAUAUAGCUAAGUACAAAAAGGUCUUACAAACCAUGCACAAUAACAUUUCUUUCUUUACAAUUUCCUCUAUAUGAGACGUGCAAAGGGUAUAGCUUUAAGUUGCAAGUAUAAUAAAAAUA
Messenger RNA from Dendronephthya gigantea, 3953 nucleotides. RefSeq names its product dual serine/threonine and tyrosine protein kinase-like. Gene Ontology annotation, biological process: protein phosphorylation. The transcript is spliced from 11 exons. Lineage: Eukaryota; Metazoa; Cnidaria; Anthozoa; Malacalcyonacea; Nephtheidae. Gene Ontology annotation, molecular function: ATP binding; protein kinase activity. The coding region runs from base 135 to 3377 and encodes 1080 amino acids. The record is from RefSeq and is a predicted model, not a curated record.